Messenger RNA from Schistocerca americana (American grasshopper), 915 nucleotides. Its product is annotated as protein roadkill-like. Gene Ontology annotation, biological process: regulation of proteolysis; proteasome-mediated ubiquitin-dependent protein catabolic process. The transcript is spliced from 3 exons. The coding region runs from base 1 to 915 and encodes 304 amino acids. The record is from RefSeq and is a predicted model, not a curated record. Gene Ontology annotation, cellular component: nucleus; cytoplasm. Gene Ontology annotation, molecular function: ubiquitin protein ligase binding. NCBI's taxonomy places the organism in Eukaryota, Metazoa, Arthropoda, Insecta, Orthoptera, Acrididae.
AUGCGGUCGCAGCGCAGUAAUCAAAUGUUCAAACGUGCCGAAGUGCAGCCGCGCCGCGCCGCGCCGCGCCGCACCCCGCCUCUCUGCCGCGCAGUGCGGUCCCGGCCGUCGGCCUGCUGCUGGGGGGGCGAGCUGGCAACGCCACCCCGUGACGUCAGCGCCGGCUGCCGCUGCGGCUCUCUGCUGUGUGCGCCGCUCGCCCGGCUCAGUUCUGACAGAGAAGGCAGGCGGGCGGCAGCCAGGGGCGGCGCAGUGGCGUCCGCUGGAGCACCCGGGAGAGAGACAGAAACAUUCACAAUGGCAGCCGCCAAGGAGGUGCAAGAGGCUGCUGCUACGGAUGCUGGGGAAGGGGCCACGGUGACUCUGGUGGCCGGGGACACGCGGCUGGUGGCGCACAGGGCCGUCCUGGCAGACAGGAGCCCCGUGUUCGCCGCCAUGCUCUGCCAGGACACGCCGGAGGCCAGCAGCAGUGUGGUCACCGUCCCCGACGUCGAGGGCCCGGUGCUGCACCAGCUGCUGGCCUACAUGAACUCCCUCCAUGCUCCCGAGAUGCCCCGCAUGGCCCCAGAGCUGCUGGCAGCUGCAGACAGGUACGGCGUGUGGGAGCUGAAGGUCCAGUGUGAGGAGCAGCUGGCCAGUCAGCUGUCAGCAGAGAACGCGGCGCGCACGGCAGUGCUGGCAGUGAGGCACUCCUGUCCCAGCCUCGCAGAGGUCACUGUCGCCUUCAUAAAAGCCAACUCGCUGGUGUUUGCCACAGCGGGUUGGGCCGAUGCGGUCCUCAACCACCCUGAUGAGGUGGUCAAAGUGAGUCAGUUGCUCGGUGGGCCACUAACAGAAACCAGGUGUUUACCUACAUUGCAGCCUGCAGAGAUACUCCUGUUAGCACUGGACUCCUUCCUGCCUGUUGGCCAGUAG